Messenger RNA from Glycine soja, 730 nucleotides. RefSeq lists its product as uncharacterized. The record is from RefSeq and is a predicted model, not a curated record. Bases 99 to 389 code for a protein of 96 amino acids. The transcript is spliced from 3 exons. Lineage: Eukaryota; Viridiplantae; Streptophyta; Magnoliopsida; Fabales; Fabaceae.
UAUAAACACCAUCUCCACAGGUAUUCCACAAAAUUCACCUUCUUCAGCUCUCUUAUUAAUUUGUCAUCUUUCAGAUCUCCAAUUUGUUUCUCUUCAACAUGAGGUUCAAAUCCCCCCUGCAAUUGCUCAUCAUCCUUCUGGUUUUUUCAUUUGUUCUCUCUUCUGCUGCUCUCCAAACAACAAGAAGGCUUUUGCCAAACAAAGAAAAAACCCCUACCCAAAUUACAUCAGAUAAGUUUCAGGGUGUUGAGGAAUUGAAAAAUGGAGAAGAAAUGUUUGAUAUGGCAGAAGAGUUCAUGGUAGAGAGAAGGAUUGAUUUGGAGAGUAAUGAUUAUCCAGGGACAGGAGCAAACAACCGGCAUGAUCCAAAGACACCAGGAGGACCUUGAGAAAUUAAUGCAUAAACUUUUGUACAGAUUAUGAGAACUAAGAGAAUUAUCAAUGGCACUAAACUUGGUAUUGGAUUUGCAUAUUGUUGAUUCUUGCUGCUAGAAUUAAUAUUCCUUCAUCCAAUAUUUUGUACUGGAUGAAUGUGUUUGUCUGUGGUGGUGUUGCUGAGCUAUUUAAUUUGAUUUAGAUAUGUGGAGGUGAAACUCUACUGCUUGGUUAAAUAUGUAGACUUUAGAGCUCAAGCAUAUUUUAACAGAAAUUUCAAUAUAUUUUUUCUAAAGCAAGUUGUUUAGAUGAUAAAAUUAUGAGAUUAGAAGUAUGCUGCUUUGAUUUAUAUCAA